Corythoichthys intestinalis (scribbled pipefish) is the source of this 2541-nucleotide messenger RNA. RefSeq names its product solute carrier family 6 member 14 (gene slc6a14). Gene Ontology annotation, biological process: synaptic transmission, glycinergic; glycine import across plasma membrane; sodium ion transmembrane transport. Gene Ontology annotation, molecular function: glycine:sodium symporter activity. Bases 2 to 1897 code for a protein of 631 amino acids. NCBI's taxonomy places the organism in Eukaryota, Metazoa, Chordata, Actinopteri, Syngnathiformes, Syngnathidae. Gene Ontology annotation, cellular component: plasma membrane. The transcript is spliced from 15 exons. The record is from RefSeq and is a predicted model, not a curated record.
CAUGAGGGAAUACAGGUGGAAGGAUUUCAUUCUCUCCAAUCCUGCUGUUGUUGACCAGAAUGCGCACGUGGACGAGGCCGAUAAGAACUCCGGCCGAGGAAACUGGGCCAGUAAGAAGGAGUACAUCCUUUCCACAAUCGGCUAUGCUGUCGGCCUCGGGAAUAUCUGGAGAUUCCCCUACCUGGCCUACAAGAACGGAGGGGGAGCCUUUCUUAUACCUUAUUUUGUGAUGUUGGUGCUCGCUGGGAUUCCUCUUUACUUCUUGGAAAGUGCAUUGGGACAAUUUUGCAGCCAAGGCCCAAUUCAUGUCUGGAGAGCAGUGCCAAUACUUCAAGGUGUCGGUGUCGCCAUGGUCAUUGUGACCUUCAUAUUAUCCACCUACUACAAUGCCAUCAUGGCCUACUGUCUGCACUACAUGUUUGCCUCCUUCCAGUCUUCUCUGCCCUGGUCCCGUUGCUUCAGUUGGACCAACAGCAACUGCGGCAACUCCUCCAGAGUGUAUUGCAACAUAAGUGGUGUUUUAAUGGCCAACUGGACCACGGACAACAUGACUUGCCCUUCAUCUGACAUCAUCUUGGUGCCAGCGCAGAGUCCUAGUGAGCAGUACUGGGACCACACGGUUUUGCAGAGAUCGGGCGGUAUCGAGGAGACGGGUCCGAUAGUUUGGCAAUUGGCUCUCUGUUUGCUGCUCAGCUCCAUCCUUGUCGGUGCAGCGCUUGUCAGAGGCAUCAAGUCAUCAGGCAAAGUCGUGUAUUUCACUGCUACAUUCCCGUAUGUGGUGCUUGUGAUUCUGCUUAUCCGUGGAGUGACACUAGAGGGAGCCAGAGAUGGGAUAGAGUUUUAUAUAGGUUCCCAGUCCAACUUGACUAAGCUGUAUGAGGCACAAGUGUGGAAAGACGCAGCGACUCAGACCUUCUUUUCCCUGUCAAUUGGUUGGGGCGGAGUCAUGACCCUUGCUUCCUAUAGCAAAUUCCACAACAGCACGUUGAAGGAUUCAUUCAUUGUGACACUCACUAACGCUGGCACUAGCGUUCUGGCAGGUUUUGCCAUAUUUUCCAUUUUGGGCCAUAUGGCUCAUGUUUACCAAAUGCCUGUCGGGGAAGUGGUGAAGGAAGGUUUCGGCUUGGCCUUCAUCGCAUACCCAGACGCGCUGUCGAAACUGCCCGUUUCGCCACUCUGGUCAUUUUUAUUCUUUUUCAUGCUGCUGACUGUUGGCCUGGACUCCCAAUUUGGAGCGAUAGAGGUCAUCAGCACGUGCCUGAUUGACUCCUUUCCUACAAGCUUGACUUCCAAACACGCCACGUUGACCGUCAUGAUAAAUGUAUUCGUCUACCUUCUGGGUUUACCCUAUGUUACACAGGCUGGAAUAUACUGGGUGACUCUCGUGGACCAGUUUGUCGCAAGUUGGGUGAUUCUGAUUUUGGUUCUCUUGGAAAUUAUCGGUUUCAUCUAUAUAUAUGGGGGAGACCGUUUUAUUCUGGAUGCUGAGAUGAUGCUGGGCAAGAAGAGCUGCGCUUAUUGGUUCUGGUGGAAAGCAUGUUGGUUCUUUAUCAGCCCCUGUGUCAUAGUGGUGAUUCUGAUCUGGUCUCUGAUGAGCUUUACACCCCCCACCUAUGGAACAGUUCCAUACCCAGCCUGGGCCCUGGCUCUGGGAUGGUGCACGGAGUCCUUUAUCCUUCUUUGGAUUCCGCUCAUUGCUGUUUAUAAGCUGAUAAGAGAACAGGGGACACCAUGGGAGCGUGUGAAGUCUCUGUGCUCUCCCUCGGAACACUGGCAUCCUUAUCUGGUCGUCCAUCGCGGUGAGCGGUAUGCAGAAGGUCGCUGCGGGCGCAUAAACAACAACAACCUCACUAGACCAGAACCCAGUUUAAACAUCAUCUCCAACACAUUGCUCUGAAGAGUAUUUUGACAGAAUUAAUUUUCAUUAACCUACUCUUUACCAAGUAAAGCAGAAACUGAACUUUGAACAGGUGACAAACUCGUAUAAUAUUCAAUAUGGUCUUAGCAAAUUAUGUACCAAGUUAUGUGAAAAAUGUUUUUUGUUUUUUUUUUAAUAUUGAAGGGAAUAGUUACCUUUCUCGCACACACCAUAUAACGGUUUGCAUUACUCUAACACACGUAAUAUAAUCAAUCAGGGAAUAGUAUCAUUUCUCAUAUUUUAUAAUAUAAACGAAUAUAAAAUAAAUAGCGCAUACACCAUAGUCUAAUGAAAAGAAGUAGAAUAGAGGGCAUAAAAACGCCAUCUUAUCACAGAAGCCUAAUGCGUCAUGAGCAAGAUUGACGCACCAACUCUUGCAAUCAGUUCUCCCGGGCACUCCAGGACAAACAGCAGGGCACUCUGUCCCAAAACAAGUAGCAUCGGAAAACACCCUCGCCCAACCAGGAUAACAACAUGAUAGCGCGGGCGCCUUGGACGUCAAGACCUGUGUCGGUCGCCGCGGCAAUAACGUCCCAGCCACGAAGGAUGACGCACGAACCUGACCUGCCCCAGAGGGAUGAUCCCAAGACAACACCCAGCCACGCCUUCGGCUCAGCCCACUC